Molecule: messenger RNA, 432 nt
Organism: Cynocephalus volans (Philippine flying lemur)
Lineage: Eukaryota; Metazoa; Chordata; Mammalia; Dermoptera; Cynocephalidae
Gene: PLA2G1B
Product: phospholipase A2 group IB
Exons: 4
Coding region: 1-432 (143 amino acids)
Biological process (GO): arachidonate secretion; phospholipid metabolic process; positive regulation of fibroblast proliferation
Molecular function (GO): signaling receptor binding; phospholipid binding; calcium ion binding
Source: RefSeq, a predicted model, not a curated record
AUGAAACUCCUUGUGCUGGCUGCACUGCUCACAGUGGGAGCUGCCAAGGACCUGCGGGCCGUGUGGCAGCUGAGGAGCAUGAUCAAGUGCGCCAUCCCCGGCAGUAAGCCCUACUUAGAGUUCAACGACUACGGCUGUUACUGCGGCUUGGGCGGCUCAGGCACUCCUGUGGACGAUGUGGACAAGUGCUGCUACACACACGACAACUGCUACGACCAGGCCAUGAAGCUGAAGAGCUGUAAAACCCUCCUGGACAACCCCUACACCAACAGUUACUCGUUCUCAUGCUCUGGCACUGAGAUCACCUGCAGCAGUGACAACAGUGACUGUGAUGCCUUCAUCUGCAACUGCGACCGCCAAGCCGCCAUCUGCUUUUCAGAGGCUCCAUACAACAAGGAGAACAAGGACCUGGACCGUGAUAAGUAUUGUUAG